AGCUGAGACUGCAUAAUGUCCAGUAGGAUGGACCUUCUUGGUUCUCUGUCGAGCGCUCUAGAGGUAGUCCUCACGACUUCUGUAAUUCAGUGGAUACAAUCUGCAUUGGCCUUGUAUGCGACCCUGAAUUUGAAUGCUUCAGAUUACCCGCCGGAUUAUUCUUCCAAAGUUUCAGAUGGAGUGCAUGCCGACUUCAUUAUAGUAGGCGCUGGUUCGGCGGGCUGCGUGCUUGUAAACAGACUGACUGAGAUCAGCAACUGGACCGUUAUGCUAGUGGAGGCGGGGGACUAUCCCUCUAUCGAAUCUACAAUACCGGGUUUGUAUUCACUCGUGGACUACUCUUUCGAAGACUGGAACUAUUACACAGUCGACGAUGGAUACACAAGUCAAGCGCACAAAUCAAAGAACAUACACCUCACCAGAGGCAAAAUGCUCGGAGGCUCCAGUGGCGCUAAUUACAUGCUUUACGUUAGAGGUAAUAAGAAGGACUACGACGAAUGGGAAGAAAGUGGACUGGAGGGAUGGUCUUUGGGACUCUU
Messenger RNA from Manduca sexta (tobacco hornworm), 539 nucleotides. Its product is annotated as glucose dehydrogenase [FAD, quinone]. NCBI's taxonomy places the organism in Eukaryota, Metazoa, Arthropoda, Insecta, Lepidoptera, Sphingidae. The record is from RefSeq and is a predicted model, not a curated record. The annotation marks the transcript as partial. The transcript has 4 exons. Gene Ontology annotation, molecular function: flavin adenine dinucleotide binding; oxidoreductase activity, acting on CH-OH group of donors.